AACACUAAAUCUAAAACUGUUCAAGAUGUCACAAAUAACCCCAUUACUUCUCCUUGUUGCUCUCUUCACAUCCAUCUUCAAUCCGACAAGUGGAGAACCAGUAGGUGUAUGCUAUGGAAUGAUGGGGAACAACCUUCCUUCACAUUCAGACACAAUCGCUCUCUUCAGAGAAAAAAACAUACGACGUGUUAGACUCUACGACCCAAACCAAGCCGCUUUAAACGCUCUCAAAAACUCCGGCAUCGAAGUCAUCGUCGGCGUUCCAAACUCCGAUCUCCGUUCACUCACUAACCCUUCUUCCGCUAGGUCUUGGCUCCAAAACAACGUCCUUAACUAUUACCCCGCCGUUAGCUUCAAGUACAUCUCCGUCGGUAACGAGGUCUCUCCCGGGAACGGUGGAGAUCUUGUGCUCCCUGCCAUGCGUAACGUUUACGAUGCUCUAAGAGGUGCUAAUCUUCAAGAUCGUAUUAAAGUGUCUACGGCCAUUGAUAUGACCUUGAUUGGUAACUCUUUCCCUCCUUCCUCCGGAGAGUUUCGUGGUGACGUUAGGUGGUAUACUGAUCCCAUCAUCGGGUUUCUAACGAGUACAAACUCAGCGUUACUUGCCAACAUCUAUCCUUACUUCAGCUACGUAGGCAAUCCACGAGACAUAUCUCUAUCUUACGCUCUCUUCACUUCACCUUCCGUCGUCGUAUGGGACGGCUCUCGCGGCUACCAAAACCUCUUUGACGCUUUGCUUGACGUAGUUUACUCCGCUGUAGAGCGAUCAGGCGGCGGAUCUAUUCCCGUGGUUGUUUCCGAGAGCGGAUGGCCUUCGAACGGAGGAAACGCGGCGAGUUUCGACAACGCUCGUGCGUAUUACACGAAUCUUGCGGCCCGAGUGAGAGAGAACAGAGGAACGCCGAAGAGACCAGGAAGAGGAGUGGAGACGUAUUUGUUCGCUAUGUUUGAUGAGAAUCAGAAGAGUCCUGAGAUUGAGAAGAACUUUGGUUUGUUUUUCCCUAAUAAACAGCCGAAGUUUCCUAUCACGUUCUCCGCCGUGAGAGCUGGUACGGCGGUUGAGUAAUGAAUAUUAUUAUAUGUAAGCUCAUCUGAGAUUUAUAUCAAUGUUUGGGAGAGAUAAUCCCAUAUUCCCAUACAUAAUAAUUCCAAAUAAGAAAUAAAGUUACAUAAUCAUACGUUUGAACAAA
Capsella rubella is the source of this 1190-nucleotide messenger RNA. Its product is annotated as probable glucan endo-1,3-beta-glucosidase At4g16260. Gene Ontology annotation, cellular component: plasma membrane. Bases 26 to 1066 code for a protein of 346 amino acids. Gene Ontology annotation, molecular function: hydrolase activity, hydrolyzing O-glycosyl compounds. NCBI's taxonomy places the organism in Eukaryota, Viridiplantae, Streptophyta, Magnoliopsida, Brassicales, Brassicaceae. Gene Ontology annotation, biological process: carbohydrate metabolic process. The transcript is spliced from 3 exons. The record is from RefSeq and is a predicted model, not a curated record.